Messenger RNA from Poecilia latipinna (sailfin molly), 2110 nucleotides. Its product is annotated as interferon-induced protein 44-like. Gene Ontology annotation, molecular function: GTP binding. The transcript is spliced from 8 exons. NCBI's taxonomy places the organism in Eukaryota, Metazoa, Chordata, Actinopteri, Cyprinodontiformes, Poeciliidae. The coding region runs from base 388 to 1737 and encodes 449 amino acids. The record is from RefSeq and is a predicted model, not a curated record. Gene Ontology annotation, biological process: immune response.
AGGCACAGCAGCCUCAGAACAGUUCAUUCAGCUUCUCUAGAACUGAAACAAUUCUCAAGUUCAUAUAUGGAGCAACACAACAUAAAACAUUUACUGCAUCCUAAUAAUUUUUUAUUAGCCGUCAGUAGACUGAUCAUGAUUUUAGUUGAAAAACUCUGGGAUUGCAGAAGUUGUGAAAGCAGAAAGAUUUUAUGCUUAGUGCACGCCCAAGUCUUAGACUUAGUUUCACUUUUGCUGGGUGCAGUAGGAUUUAUUACGCUUUGAACAUCUGCCUCACAGUUACUGAGCUCUGCCCGUCAUCCUGCAGCUGUUUCUAAAAGAAGCAAGAGUGAACGAACGUCAAAGGUUCCUUCGGCAGUUUUAGAUAAUCAGUUCAAGCAGUCCAUAAUGAAUUCCAAACUCAACAGUACUCAACAGAACAUGAUCUGCUCUCAGCUGGGACCUUUUGAACUGAAGCUGCUCUACAAAGCCACUAUUCAUGGUUUUACUGGUGCUGCUUUCCACCAGAAAUGUGACAACCAGUCACCCACUCUAUCUGUGGGCUAUAACGCCGGUGGCUACAUAUUUGGAGGCUACACCAGACAACCUUUUAAUCAGUCUGGACAGUAUGUGAAUGAUGACCAAGCAUUUGUUUUUAGUUUUGUUGAUGGAAAACUAAAAAAAUAUCCAGUUGUUAGUCCUCCACAUGCCGUCAAAAUGAAUGGAAACUGCGGUCCGUACUUUGGGGAAUCCCUUGUUCUUGUCAACGGAAACCAACCAAUAGUCUACAGUAAUCCAGGGAUUCAAUACAACUUCAAUGCUGCAGAGAUGCACGGAAAUAACCUUAACCUGACAGAGUGUGAAGUCUACCAGAUUGUGUUUUCAACAAAGGGAAAGAUUAAAAUCGAGAAUCCUUGGAGGACUAUAAUCUGGAAUAUUGAGAAGAGGGCCGAGCUGAUGGAGAGCAUCAGAACCUACAAACCCACACUCAGUUCUGUGCCCCAGGCUCGGGUUUUGCUCAUCGGACAGGUCGGAGCCGGAAAGUCCAGCUUCUUCAACUCCAUCAACUCUGUGUUCAGAGGCCAUGUCACCAGCCAGGCCAUCGCUGGCAGCUCUUCCACCAGCCUCACCACUCGGUUUCGAUCCUACUGUCUGAAAGCUGGACGAGAAGGCAAACCUCUGCCAAUCAUCCUGUGCGACACCAUGGGCCUGGAGGACAGCAAAGGGGCGGGGCUUGAUGUGGAGGACAUCAGCAGCAUCCUUGAAGGUCAUAUGCCGGAUCGAUACCAGUUCAACUCAUCUGCUCCUCUUCAUCCUGAGUCUCACGGCUAUCGCAAAUCUCCAGACCUCAAAGACAAGAUCCACUGUUUGACAUUCAUCCUUGAUGCCACCAAGGUCUCCAUCAUGCCUGCAAAGCUGGCAGAAAAGUUGGAAGCUAUCCGCAAAAAGGCCAACUUGUUGGGAGUUCCUCAGCUGGUUGUACUCACUAAGGUUGAUGAAGCUUGUCCCUUAUUAAAAGAGAAUCUGACAAACAUUUAUCAGAGUGUCUACAUUAAGGAAAUUAUGCAGGAGGCCAGCUCUAAGCUCGGCAUGCCGCUGUCCUGCAUUGUUCCAGUGAGGAACUACGUCGAGGAACUGGAUCUGGACCUGAACACUGACAUCCUGCUGCUCAGCGCCGUCAUCCAGAUGCUCCGGUUUGCUGAUAACUACUUUGAUGAGAUCAGCGACCAACUUGGGAACCUUCGAACCAAAGAAUAAGGGUUUUAUGGUCAGCUGGCCAACUGCUGGUUCCAUUAGAAUGAUGAUUGGGGUCUUUAGCUUCUUGGAAAAAAAUGGAUUACCCUCUGUGUAUAUUUUUGUUAUAAUUAAAACAUAAAAAAGCCAAACAUGUAAUUCUAUCCAUCAUCAUGUCUGUCAGUUAGCCAUUACAUGGAGGAAUUUUUUCAAUGCUAACCAAACUGGUGAAUCCUAUGAAGUCCCACUGUGACCAGGACUCUUUCACAAGUAAUGCUUUGGAACGAAACAAACACCCAACCAUCAUCUCCACUAUUAUUGGAGCAACAAUUAAAUCUGUGUUUUUUUUUUUGUUUGUUCUUUUUUUUAAAUUGAACUAAAACUAUAUUCAUCAAGC